This is a messenger RNA of Episyrphus balteatus (marmalade hoverfly), 480 nucleotides long. RefSeq names its product keratin, type II cytoskeletal 1-like. The coding region runs from base 1 to 480 and encodes 159 amino acids. Lineage: Eukaryota; Metazoa; Arthropoda; Insecta; Diptera; Syrphidae. The record is from RefSeq and is a predicted model, not a curated record. The transcript has a single exon.
AUGUUAUCUCGAUUGUGUUUAUUAUUUCUUGCCGCUUCAGCAAUAUCAAGCGCCUUAGCGAUAAACAAUCUUGAAGAAAAGUCUGCUGAUGAAAUCCUAAAACGAUCUAUACGAUCAUUAAUCGUUGGUGGAGGAGGACUUGGAUUAGGUGCAAUUGGAGGAGGAGGUGGAGGAGUUUCAUAUGUAAACAAUGUUCCAAUCGUAUCAUCAGUGCCAGUGGUGCAGACAAUACAAACCGUUCAAAAUGUUCCAGUAGUGUCUAACUAUCAAACUAUUGGAUAUGCAAAUAAUUAUGGAUACGGUCACGGUGGCUAUGGUGGAGGUGGUUACGGAGGAGGUCUCGGUGGAGGAUUAGUUGGCGCUGGAAUUGGAUUUGGUGGAUUCAAACAAAGAGGACACUACAGGGAAAGUUAUCGAUACCGUUCAGGUGGUGGAUUUGGUGGAGGUGGAUUUAUUGGAGGAGCUGGACUACUUGGAUAG